GAGUUUGUUGUUUUGAGUUUUGGAAUCUGGUUGUAAUUCUUGCGUUAUUUAUUUAUAUUUUUUGAUCAAAUAUUUUGAGAGAUGAACGGUUUUUUCCUCUUUGAACUGAAAUCUAUGGUCUCCAAGCAUUCUUAUUUGAAAUACUUGUAGGACUUUAUUAUUCUUUCUCGGUUCGGUUUCGUUCGAAACACAUUUCAUAAUGCCGCAAGGAAAACGAAAAGUGCCUUUCAGUACGAAGCAGAAGAAAAUUCAACUUCAGCAACGUAGGGAAAGAAAACAUGAAGGGACGAAUUCCAAAGAUGAUACAUUAGUUCAUAGUAUGAGCUCUAACAAAGAAAGCUUUGAUGAUGUUGAAGUCAUAAAUGAACAACCUACAUCCAGUGCAAAACAUAAUCCUAACAGGUAUCGCUUAGUUUUUAAAAAAGAGAAACAUGAAGAUGUGAAGAAAAGACUUGAGUUAGCAAAACAACCCUUUGAACGGUUACCAGAAAGCAGCCUUGAAGUCAGCUAUGAAGAUGUUUUUGUUCCUGGAUCAGAACUCGAUAUGCCAAAGCGUCCGUGUUGGGAAUUUUCCUACACCAAAGAGCAACUAGAUGCUCGUGAGCAAAAAUAUUUUCGAGAGUAUUUAGACAACUUAGAAUCAAAAUUUGGUGAGCAGGAAUUAAGCCAUUUUGAAAUGAAUCUUGAAACAUGGCGACAACUAUGGAGAGUUUUGGAGUUUUCUGAUAUUGUUUUGCAAGUUACCGACAUCAGAUUUGCUGUAUAUCAUUUCUCCCCAGCUUUGUAUGAUUAUGUGUCAAAAGAUUUAAAGAAAAGCAUGGUUAUUGUUCUGAAUAAAGUAGAUUUAGUUCCUGCUCCUUUAGUUCUGGCUUGGCAAGAGUAUUUUAAGAAGCAUUUUCCUAUGCUUAAAGUAAUGUGUUUUGCUUCAUAUGCUGGAAUGAUACUUAAAGAAGGUAAAAGAGGGCGAAGGGUUGGAAACUUGCACAUGGCUGUUGCUGGAGCACGAAACCUUUUAAAAUUAUGUGAAGAAAUAGUUGGUGAUAAAGUAAAUUUAACGAGUUGGAGAGAAAAAAUUGACAUUGAAGCAUCCCAAAUUGGAACCAGUGGUGAUUCUUACGUGGAUUCUCCAUUUGAAAUAGAAGAAAGUACAGAUGAUAUUAAAAGGAAUAAAGAAAGUACUGUUGUUAAUGAUACAAGUCCUUAUAGUGGUGAAAAAUAUAGAGACAAUAUUGUUACAAUUGGAUUUGUGGGUCAUCCCAACGUUGGGAAAUCUUCAUUUUUGAAUGCAAUAUGUGGUAGGAAAGUUGUGAGUGUUUCAAGAACACCAGGUCAUACAAAGCAUUACCAAACUAUUAUGUUGACAAAAAAUAUUAGACUUUGUGAUUGCCCUGGUUUAGUCUUUCCAUCUUUAGUUCCUAAACCCAUUCAGGUUCUGAUGGGAUGUUAUCCUAUAGCUCAGCUCAGAGAACCGUAUUCAGCUAUCGCAUUUUUAUGCCAACGUGUUCCACUUCAAAAUAUUCUUAAACUAAAACAUCCUGGAUUGGAAUAUUCUGAACCAGGAGAAGAACUUAAAUGGUCAUCGUUUGAUAUUUGUGAAGCUUGGGCUAUAAAACGUGGCUUUCAUACUGCAAAGACCUCAAGACCUGAUGUAUAUCGUGCUGCUAAUAAUAUCUUAAGAAUGGCAUUAGAUGGACGGACAAUUUGCUUAGCAUUCUAUCCUCCGAGUUUUACUAAAGAAAAAGAAAUGUGGAAAAAUCAUGCUGGUCUCCAUGAAAUCUUAACUGUGCAAGCGCACCGUGGAAAACAUGGGGAAGCAAUUUCAUCUCAAAUCAAAACUGUAAAAAUUUCGGAGGAUACAGAAGACUACGAUGAGUCAGAUAGUGAAGAGGAAGAUGAUUCUAGGAAUGAUGAAGCUGAUAGUGAAGACAGUGCAGAAGCCCCGUCCUCUGACAAUAAAUUCAAGCUUUUGGGUGAAGAAGUCACUUGUUAGGCAUUACCUUAGCCCAGUUAAUCAAAGCAUUUUUUUCAUUAAUAGAGCAUUUUCUUUUUUUUCUUUUCCUGCUUAAAUUUUAUGCACAAUUUUUCUCUUUUCUUCAGAUCCGUAAGUUUCCUAAUUUUCAUUUGUCAUACGUUAUGCUAUUCCUUUAUUUUUUUAUUAAAUAAAAUUUCCAACCUUAUUCUAAAAUUUUCAGGAACUGAAUUUUAAAGUUCAAUAAACUACACAGUUUCAAGGUUCAAUCCUUAAAUUCUUAUCAGACAAUAUGCCAUUUAAAAAGUUUCUCUUUUAUUUAAUCAGUUUAAUCCCUCGACUCAAAUGAAAUUCCAAUUAAUCUAUUUGAAAACAUUUUCUACUCUUAAUAUUUCUACACAUAAAUCAGUUUUUUCCACACCCUGUAUAUCACAGGUGUGUUUAUAACCUUAGUUUUAGACCACCAUUCUAUGAAUAAUUUGUGCAUGAUUUGAUUACCUGGGCAAAAACAUCAGUAUUUCAAUACCUAGUAAUAUGUAGAGUUAAAGUUUGGAUUACCUAAAUUUCACAGAACUAUGCACACAUCUUUAAAUGUAAAAAGUAGAAAUUGUGCCUGCUGUUGUUUCUGAUUUCAUAUAAAGUCUAGUAUUUAUAUUUUUGCUUAUUUGCAUUCCAUGAGUAAUUUAUAUUUGUCUUUUAAAUUAUAUUGAUGAUUGUUUCUGCAUAUUAAUAUUUUUAUAGUCUAUUUUUCUUCUCUACUGUUAUAAACUAUAGAGAUACUAGUGCUUACAAAUAAGCUUCAUGUUAAUCUGAAUAUAUGUAAAUAAAAUAUUUUUCUCCUGAAAAAAAAAAGUGUACAUAUAUUUCUGUCAAUUUCAGCUUCCUCUAGCUCAAGUUAUAAAAUAUUUUUUGGCAGAGAUUGUGUGUAUAUAUGUAUACAUAUAUAAUACUACUUGUUCAAUCUUAGUUGUGAACUUAAAAUAUUCAUAAUUAAAGUGAUGAUCAUUGUAAUAUUUUAUUACUUAAAAAAAAUCUUCCUUUUCCAUACACAAAUUAAUAUUUUAAUAUUUCCAGGGGAUCAUACAAAUAGUGAAAUAAUAAAAAAAAUUAAGAUAUAUUGAGUCUUUCUUUUUUUUUUAUUAUUAUUAUUAUUAUUAUCACGCAGAAAUGUUUGCCCUCGAAUCCCCAAUUAUCAAAACGUAAGUUCUUAAAGUCUCAAAAUUUUAAGAAAAGUCGCCAAAUUUAAAGGCUUGACGAGAAGUUCAAAGUUUAAACUUCUGCAUCUGUGUGCAAAAUGUGUAAAAGAUGUCUUCCAUUAUACCCGGAAAGUCGCUAAAUUUGACAGUAAAAAUAAUUAAAUCAAAAGAGAAGUUCAAGGCAGGUGGGAUGCUUAAAUAAAAGCAUUACUACAGAAAUAUGCAAGGAGGCUGUGUGAAAAAACUUCAUUCAAAAUAGCCAAACAGAACCUUUCUCAGUGGAACAAUACAAUUUUAGUUUAUUUUUUAUAUUUAACUAUUGUAGAUUUUACAUUUUAUUAUUUUAUUGAAAUGUCAUACUGAAGUAUAUUGGAAACUAUUGUUUUAAUUUAACCUAUAUUUUAAGCCUAAAUUAACAUGCUAACAUUAAAAACAUAACCAUUAUUAUUUUUAAGCAAGACUUGAUAGGAAAAAAAAUCAAGUCAUACUGAUAUUUUGCACAUAAAAUCAGUUUGAUAAAAUCGUGCACCAAAAUGUGUUCCCCUGUGUAAUCUUUGUAUCAAUAAAAGCCAAAUGCCAACCAUGUGUGUUCUUUUUAUUAUUAUUAUUAUUAUUAUUAUUAUUCAGGGGCUAAAAUUCAAGGGGGAUGGGAUUACUGCCCAAAUUUUUCCGAUCCCCUCUGAAAUAAUCAAUUUCAUACAAAGUGAGUACUUGUUGUCAAUUGUCUAGUAUUGCUAUGCUUAUGUGGGCUACCAAAUACAGCCUGUUUAAUAGUGCACACAAAAUUGCUCUAAUUAUUAUCUAUAUAGUAUUCAAAAGUACAGCAAAAACUUUUGAGUAAGAGGCGUACAGUGGCUUAAGUUUUUAUUCCCUUCAGUUUAUUGGCUUGUAAAAAUCUUUAUGUGCAACUAUAAUUAUUAUACUAGCAUUAAUAUUACUAGGCUAGCAUUGUCAAAAAAGAACAAGGUCAAGCAUUCUGCCUCUGCAGGGCAGGGGAUGACCCUAAAAAACCCUGCUCUCUUUGUGGCCCUAAAAAAUGUAGAUGUUAUUAUCAAUGGCAGGUUUUACUUAUUAUUAAAUAAAAACAUUUAUUUAUGAAAGAGGAGAUUUUUUUUUUUUUUUUUUUGGCCUGAAACUUUUUUCAAUUUAUUUUACAUUACCAUUAAAUGAAAAGCAAAAUCUAUUGCCUUUGGGAUUUGAAAUUUUCUCUCAAAGUUUUUAACAUUCAUUUCUGAAAUUUGACUUAAGUCUAAUUGAUUAAAAAAAGGACUUUUUUUAUGAGACUGCUAUUAUUCCUACUACAUUUCUAAUUUCUUUUCUUUUUUUUUUUUUUUUUUUUUUUUUGGAAUAUUGGUGGAAAAGAUGUUAGAUAGAGACAGAUUGUUUAAAAUUUGGAUAAAGUUGCGGGAAAAAGAUAUAUUGAAUGUGGACUGCAAUAUGAUAUGUAGAAGGUUAAAACAAUUAAAUGUUGCUACUUUUCUCUCCCCGCCCCCUUUCCAAACAAAUAAGAUUUGUUCCACAAAGUUGGAGGGUAGGCCCGUAUUUCUUUUUCUUUUUCUGAAGAUGGUAGAGAACAGGGCUAAUACAUAUAUUAUAUCAAUCAACAAUCAUCCCUCCCACCCAUAUGUUACUUUCUACAAUACAUUACUUUCUAACCCCCUCAAUGACAGACUUGCUGGAGGGCAAUCUCCCCUUCUUGUAAGAUUUUAAUUUUAGCCUCUAACUUUAAAUCAAUUAUUACCUUAAAUAUGUAAGAAUCAUUCGAAUUGAUGUAAAUGUAUAAUAGUGCCUAAUUGAAUUCUCUGUUCUAAAUUGUUACAGUUGAAAUAUGUAUAUAUAGAGAAUAAAAAAUAUAUUCUAA
Uloborus diversus is the source of this 5026-nucleotide messenger RNA. It is a transcript of the gene Ns4, whose product is annotated as guanine nucleotide-binding protein-like 1. The record is from RefSeq and is a predicted model, not a curated record. Gene Ontology annotation, molecular function: GTPase activity; GTP binding. Lineage: Eukaryota; Metazoa; Arthropoda; Arachnida; Araneae; Uloboridae. The transcript has 13 exons. Bases 200 to 1990 code for a protein of 596 amino acids.